Manis javanica (Malayan pangolin) is the source of this 1671-nucleotide messenger RNA. It is a transcript of the gene MTMR8, whose product is annotated as myotubularin related protein 8. Gene Ontology annotation, biological process: phosphatidylinositol dephosphorylation. Gene Ontology annotation, cellular component: cytoplasm; nuclear envelope. Gene Ontology annotation, molecular function: phosphatidylinositol-3-phosphate phosphatase activity; phosphatidylinositol-3,5-bisphosphate phosphatase activity. The record is from RefSeq and is a predicted model, not a curated record. Lineage: Eukaryota; Metazoa; Chordata; Mammalia; Pholidota; Manidae.
GAGAUCUUGAGCCAGGACCCCGAGGGCUGGGGCAGGAGCCCACGUAGGGCAGGAAGGCGGUGAAAUCGGUAUCGGCUACGGCAGCUGGAGUAGCAUUGGGGACUUCAGGUGGUGGGAACCCCGGCCAUGGAACAUAUUACAGUGCCCAAGGUGGAAAAUGUGAAAUUACUGGAUCAUUAUGUGGGUAAGAAACCAGCCAGUGGGAUUCUAUAUCUUACUGCAGCCCACCUGAUCUAUGUGGAAGCUUCUGGUGCAGCCCGGAAAGAAACAUGGAUUGCACUGCAUCACAUUGCAACUGUGGAGAAGUUGCCCAUCACUAGCUUGGGCUGUCCCCUGAUCCUCCACUGCAAGAACUUUGGUGGCCCACUUUGUUUAGACUCUGAUGUUGUGUGCCACGAGGUUUAUAUUUCACUACUCAAGCUUUCUCAGCCAGCAUUACCUGAAGAUCUGUAUGCUUUUACUUGUAAUCCCAAAUCCUCAAAAGAGGUGAGUGAAAAUGGAUAGAAACUGAUUGAUCCAAUAUCUGACUUUGGACAUAUGGGAAUACCCAACAGGUACUGGACCAUAACAGAUGCCAACAGAAACUAUGAGGGACAAGAAGAAAAAACAAAAAGGGAAGUAGCUGUCUUACAACCUACUCUUGUUUCACAGCUGUUGGUUGAGAAGCAAGUCUAUGAGAAAACGCAUUCUGUGUGGUCUUUCUUGGUUCAGAGGAAACCAGACUUCAGUAAUCCUCUCUAUAAAGGCAACACUAUGUAUGGGGUGCUCAGUUCCAGUACUGUGCCAUACAACAUUCAGUUCUGGUGUGAAAUGUGUAACCGCUUUAACAAAGGGCUCCAACCCAAGCAAAAUAUGCUAGAAAGCCUCGGCCUGGAAAUUAAGAAGCAGAGGGAAAAGCUGGACAUAGAUGUGCACAAAUUAGAAAAGAAACUGAAAGCCCAUAAUGAAGUACCAGAAGAAAUCUGUACCUGUUCUAAAUUAGGGAAUUUAUUAUUUCACUAUCUGGGGUGUCCUUUGGCCAAUCCCCUUGGCUUUAUGGGUAUCGAUGGAGACCUGAAUACCUUGGUGGAAAAUGGCACCCUGUCUAGAGAAGGAGUCCUUCGCGUUCAGAUGGAUCAAGUGAAAAGCCAGUGUACAGACUUCCACCAUGACUGUUGUGGAAUCAUGGGCAGCCUUAGGGCCACAAACAUUUCUGGGGAUGUAUACUUCUCUAGUGACACAGGCAUCUCUGAGGCCAGGGAGUUCUCUGGGGCAGUGGGCUUCCCUGGAGACAUUAGUAUCUCUGGGUCCAUGAGCUCCUCUGGGAGCAUGGGCAUCUCUGAAGACAUAGAAAUCACCAAAAGCAGUACCAAGGAGGCAGGCUGCACCAAGCAACAGUUAGCUACUAUCUGCCUCCAUGCUAGGUGGCGGGACGUGAUAGCUGGUGCCGAAACCCGGGACGAAAACCUGGCAUCCGAGGAUGGAGUGGAACUUCUCACCCUGCAGCGAUCUGAGUGGACACCCUUUGGAAGAGUUACACAAGUGACUGACAUUUUGGAGAGUGUCUGUAUAUGUUUCUGUGUUUCCUCACGAAAGAAUAAGAGCGCUGUGGAAAGUUCGCAGGUAAAGCGACGUAGACUAAAGUUCGCGGGAAGCGACGAAAACCAGUUAGCGAGGACUCUCAGGCUGUAA